This is a messenger RNA of Sebastes umbrosus (honeycomb rockfish), 4195 nucleotides long. RefSeq names its product golgin A7 family, member Bb (gene golga7bb). The transcript has 5 exons. Gene Ontology annotation, cellular component: palmitoyltransferase complex. Gene Ontology annotation, biological process: peptidyl-L-cysteine S-palmitoylation; protein targeting to membrane. The coding region runs from base 90 to 608 and encodes 172 amino acids. NCBI's taxonomy places the organism in Eukaryota, Metazoa, Chordata, Actinopteri, Perciformes, Sebastidae. The record is from RefSeq and is a predicted model, not a curated record.
UGAUUUUUCUGGGAAUUGAAAAGCUGCCGGCAGAACAAACAAGCUCAAUCUCCUCUUGGAGCAGUUUUCAUAACCUGCAAUGUGGAAAGAUGAGAUGGCGGAGAGCUGAAGUUGUCCCUAAAAUGCCGUCAUCAUCGUUUCAUAACCUUCAGGAGCUGAGGCACAGUGCAUCGCUGGUGACGAAGGUGUUCGUACAGAGAGACUACAGCGAAGGAACCGUCUGCCGCUUCCAGACCAAGUUCCCCUCAGAGCUCGACAACAGGAUUGAGCGAACCUUGCUCGAGGAGACGGUGAAGACCCUGAACUCUUAUUACAUAGAGGCCGAAAAGAUCGGAGGUCAGUCGUACCUGGAGGGAUGUCUGGCUUGUGCAACAGCUUAUAUCGUCUUCCUCUGCAUGGAGACACGCUACGAGAAGGUGCUGAAGAAGAUAACAGGCUACAUCCAGGAGCAGAAUGAGAAGAUCUACGCUCCUAGAGGUCUGCUGCUCACAGACCCCAUAGAGAGAGGAAUGAGGGUUCUAGAGAUCAGCGUGUUUGAAGACCGGGGCUCGGGCAGCUCCAGUCCUAGCAGCAGCAUGUCGUCGGCAGGCAGCAGCGCCGCUCGGUGACUGGAGGGGCAGCGCCAGGCUUACGGGUACCACCACAGGGGCAGCGGGACGCUCACCAACAUCCGCAUGCUGAAACAUGAGAGCACCAGGUUCUAAGACAAGUGGAGAGCAAAAAAGGCGAGGAGGUGAUCCACAGCAUUCACACUCUCCCUGCUCGGGCCUACCAAGUACCACCACGAGAACAGGAGCUGGCUCACACAAACACACUGGAUGACAGAAUAAACACACAGAACCCACACACAGGCAGCAGACACAUGUACAAGCCAACAUCCAGAGUGUCUGUGAGGGAAUAUCUUUCACUCUCCAACAGCUAUCCUAACCCAAAUAAUCACCAUUUCUUUUGUUCCAGUUUUUCCUUUCACCUUUCCUCUCAUUCCAUCACGUCUGAGUCACAUCAUCUUCGUCGUAUAGCUGAUUCAGCAGGCUUACCCUUGAUUAGACUGAUGCUUGAUUGUUUUCAGGGGGGGGGGUCACUGUCACAAUGUCUAUCUGCUGGCGCAUUGGCAGUGUAGUCUUAGGUCUGUGCAGCAGCAGCUCUGAAAUCUGGAAAACCACCAGCCUCUUGGGAGAUCCAAUGUUCUCCGGUCUCGCUGAAUGAUUGCAUUCAUGUCGGGUGGUUAGGGUCAAGCCGCUUUGAAUGCUGGCAAAUUGGACCUACUGUGGGAUGGCUCUGCUCUAUGCUCUGUUCACAUGCAUUUGGCUUCAAUAUCAAACAGGGAACAGAGAGCACCUUGGAUUAUUUAUCCUUCUCAUUCACAGCAGUGGAUGCUAGUGAUCCACAUCACAGCUGUAGGUCACACUCCUACACACACACGCAUGCAAAUGUACACAACCGUGCCCAAGUACUCAGUCAGACACUAGCGAGGGGACAAGCACGCACAUGCAUAUGUACACACACCUGUGGCAAGUGGCCAUGCGUUCCUGCACACAGAUGCUGGCAGAGUUGGAGUUGACCUGGCCAGACAAUAUUCUCUGUGGUCUCAGCUCAUUGGGAACGCAAGCAAACCCCUAAGGCCCUGUAAGCCUGCGCUGGUUUCCGUGGUAGUGAGAACACGUACAGUAUCUGGUGUGUAUGUGUCUGUGCCGUCAGUCCCAACCUCACCUAGUGUGAUAUGAAAGCUUGCUGAUCAUUAAGGAGACGUCACAGAGUAAGGAUCAGUUUGGGUUGUUAUCUCUACAGCUGUUUAACGAUCACCAGUAUCACUACUACGUAUACAGGUGUGUAUAGGAGAAUCAGCGCACACAGACUUCAAUACCUGAAUCUCUAUUAGUCUGUCUAUGCUGCUCAUGUAGAUGCAGAUUAUUUCGAAUCAGUGCUCGAAGUGGGCCGGUACUCACCGAUACGCAGUGCCAGCACUUCUACAUUUUACCCUUUGGCAUACCGAGACUUUUUCUUGCUCACCGGCACUUCAUACAAGCUGCCGGUACUUUUCUCUGCCCUCUCCAUAUCUGGUUCUCUGGGAGAUUCAUAAUCAUAUGGCACAGCAGCAGCGUUUUUGCGCAGCCAAUACUAAGCCGUAUGAACAUAAAAACACAUGUAGGGGGAAUAAGAUGAUGAUGGGGUUGCUGUAAUAUCGAUACCAUAGCCUACGUCCUUCACGUCCCCAUUGUAGAAUAAUUGAUGAACUGUUCUUCAUAACUUUUUUGUUGUGAACAAAUAUAAUUAAUGGAACAUUAUUUAAAAGUUUUUGGAAUUUGCUCUUUUUCUUUAUUGAUUAUUAUUUUACAAUUUACAAUCUAAAAAUACAUUUACAAUUUUCCCAGAAGAAUUAAGAGGAAGGCUGAGAUUUCUGUAAAUAAUAAAAUAAUUAAUUAACUAUAGUAAGUUUUGUAUUUUAAGUGUUUUGGAGUUAUCUAUAGUAAUAAUAAUGGUCCAAAAUUAUGUAAAAUAGCAUAGUUUUAAGUCAAAAACCUUCAAAUCUUCUUGGGGAGGACCCAAACCCAAUACAUCCUAGUAUCUUUCAUUCACUGUUGAAAUUCGGAGUGUGUCUCUGUAUAAUAUGUAGGAGCACCCUGACAGGGCCACUGCUCCUAAAACCUGAAUGGACAGCUAACACACCUCAGCUCUGCAUACAUACCUGCCUGCCUGCCUGUCUGGCUGCUGUUGAUUCCAGCCUGUAGGCCUUCUAAUAUAUUAUAGAGAGAUACUAUAGGCUACAAAUAACACAGGAAAACACUUUAACUAUUAACACUAUGGGUAAAUAUACAAACACACCACCUCAACCGAGUAUUAUAGGCCUACUAUAGAAGAUGCGUAGCCAAAGUACAGUAUAUAACAUAAUAAUACAAUUACAACUGAUUAUGGUUGACACAGUAUCAUAUGCUUAAAGAAAUAAUACAUAAAUAAACGAAUAGGAACAAGAGAUUGCUGAUACUGGCCAAUACACACGGCAACUCGUUUUUUUCUCACUUCAAGCACUGUUUCUAAUUAUACAAAAUGCAAAAUUACAUCUAGACCAUAUUGGCAUUUGACAUGCACACAACAUCAUUGAGAAAUACAGAGAGAUGUCGAUGCGGAUGAAGAUUUCAUAUAUGAAAUUCAGUCUUUCAGUUCAUUGGUGCCAUCUGUCAUUAGUCAGUUUUGUAUCAUCAGAAAUGUCGGGGUCAACACACAGCCGUAGCUCCCUCUAGAGUCGGACUGAGGAACUUCUGAACUUCUGAAUGUAAAAUCACUAAAGUAGAUUGAGAGUAAAGACGAAGAUAGUAGAUUAAAAUAGUUUCUAGCUCCUUAAUGAAACCUAAUAUUCAUCUACUUAUUCACACUACUGCACUGCCCAACAGGUUCCCUUCUAGUACAAUGUCUUCAGUGCACACAAGACAAUGCAGCCAGAGGAGCAUAAAUUCUGGCUCUCUUUGUGGGAAAUAGUGCAUCCUGUCUGGCUUUUAUGUGUGUGUGUGCAGCCUGACGACACAAAAGAUGAUCAUUAUGUAGCAAAAAUGUUGAUGCCAGUAGACAGCACACCCACACAACGUCUAACAAAAGCCCUGUUUCAGUGUCUGCAUAUUUUAUUUCUGUUCCCACAGUCUCUGUCUUCUUCUUUAUUUCACCAUUUUCAGUUGUGCUGUCCUUAAACUCGCCUCAACAUGAUCUCCAAAUCAACUCUGGGAGUGUAGCCCUUUGCCUCUUCUUUAGCCACAUAGUUCGCUUUGAGCUAAACCCUCAGCAGAGCCCCUGCCUUGCAACCAGCCUCGUGUGCUUUCGACCAGAGCAGUAUCAAGUUGAAGUUAAACCGGAAAACUAGAAAGUCGUUGCAGAAUUUAAGACGUUUUGCUUCAGUCUCAGUGGAUAGUUUAAUUUCAACUCGACGUUUAACUACCUGGAUGAACCUGCCAGUUUACCACAGCGGUUGAGUUCAGCUGUGCUUGUGUUCAGCCUCCUGUUCUUUUUCGAUGCCUUCAUGUUUCAUCCCAGUGGAGUGGAUACCCGACCUGGGGCUGAUGGACUGACCAAUUAAAAACUGACUCAACACUGCCAAUAAGCGGAUAAAGGAGCUCAUUGGACAAUGUAUAAAGAAAAGAAAAAACAAUGAGUGUGUAUGAUCUGUACAGGAGAAGAACUGCACUGUACAUGCUUGUCAAUGAUUACC